GUUCUGUCGCCAAAAUCUGUGAAACUGGAUCAUCUAGUCGACCAAAUGACUGAUUAUUACAAUACACCAGAGAACAAAGAGCUUCAUACAAUUAAGCAGUUGGAGGUGGGGCAAAUAGUGGCGGCGCCGUUUGCGUUCGACGAGCGGUGGUACCGCGCCGAGGUGUGUGGCGUGAAGCAGGACGACUACGAGCCGAGUGCGAGCAAGGUGUCGCUCUACUAUGUCGACUAUGGCGAUGAGGGUGAGCAGCCUGCCGCCAACCUCUACCAACUGCGCACUGAUUUCCUCACCCUCCACUUCCAGGCGAUCGAGUGCUCUCUGGCCAGAGUCAAGCCCAGAGAAGGAGGUGAGUGGUCGAGGGAAGCGACCGACCUGUUUGAAGAGCUGUGCCACGUGGCUCUGUGGCGACCUCUAACGGCGCGCGUCGUCAGCUACGACAAAGCGGACAGGAGGCGGGGUGACAGAGAGGGCAGUCCUGUGCCUGCCGUCGACUUGUACGACCCUGAAACGGAAAUCGAUGUUGGAACAGAACUAAUUUCUCAAGGCUUUGCCACCCCAGUUGACAUUGUGGACAGCUUCUCGAGUGAGAAUUCGACGCCUAGGAAAUUGCCAUUUCUUCGUGGCAGUGGAGAUGCAAGGAAACAACAACACAAUUCAAGUAACGACGCAAACAGAUCAAAUGGUGUUGACCUCGAUAGAACCAAUCCAGAGGCAAGCACUUCCGAACCUCCCUCAAGCUCAUUUAUAUCAGCAGAGUCGGCUUCAACAGCCAACAGGAAUCAAUCUACUGAGAUAAAGUCCUCUUCUAAGUUACCUUCAGACAGUAUUUCACAGAAAUUUCUGUCGAACGAAUUCGUUGCACAGAAUUCACCCUCUCAAAGUUGACAUUUCUAUCAAUUUACAGUUAGCCAACAUUUAACAAUCGAUCAUAUUGAUGUAAAGUUUUAUUUUAAGCUAUUAAAAACCAUUUUGUCAAAUAACAGUCGAAAGUGUGGCUAAAAUCAGUGAUUUGGCAUAGUAUGGCAACUAGGCAAGGAUUUAUUCUGUAAUAAAUCAAAUUUGAAUUUGAUUUAAAAUCAGUUAAUGUAUGAAAUUUAGGCUUUCUAGGAUUUGUCCAGUGCCAUUCUUACGUUGGUUUAGGUUAGUUUUUGGAUUUAAGAAUGAAAUACUUAUUUUAUUUAUAAUAAUAUAUUAUAUAAUUUAUUAUAGGGUGUAUGAUAUAAUUUAUUUUCAGAGUUCAGUUGUGUUUGUGGCUAUAUUCCACAUUGGAAAACCUUGAGCCAUUAGUACAAUGCUGAACAUUUAGCCUAUUAAUGUUUUGGUUAUUAGGCUAUAAUGUUAUAAUAAAAUAAAUAAUGGGUGUAAAUAAUGUGAUCGAGUAAGAUUUCGAGUUACUCAAGACUUGAAGAUUAUACAAUAAAACUUAUGGCUAAUCUGUGUGUCAUAAGAAAUGGCAGCACCUUAACCUACAAUACGAAGUUUUGUGUCUAAACUUGACAGAGUAACUGUUGUAUUUCUAGACUUAUAUGAUUUUAAUCAAAGUUAUUCAGCUCUUGCCAUUAGUCGACAGCUUGAAGUUAAUAAGGUUAAAGAGAACAUAAUUUUAAUUUAUAACCAUGGUGCUUAUCAGGCCAAGUUAGUUGACGAAUUGCCCACUCGUUUGUUUUAAUCUUCUGUUAUGAUUGUAAGUUUGUUAGAUUAUACUCAAGUGCAUUUUUAUUUAUUUCAAAUUUGAGCGAGAAAGCUCGUGUUUGCUUCACUGAGAAUGUUAAUGUUACUCUUCUCAUUUUGUCCUUAUUUGCAUAUAUUUUAAUGGAACAUGUUCUCUUCUUUCAAUGCUCUACUUAACAGUGUUUAGUACUUUCAUUGUACUACUUAUGAUAGCUAGUAGAA
Messenger RNA from Nilaparvata lugens (brown planthopper), 1893 nucleotides. RefSeq names its product tudor and KH domain-containing protein homolog. NCBI's taxonomy places the organism in Eukaryota, Metazoa, Arthropoda, Insecta, Hemiptera, Delphacidae. Gene Ontology annotation, molecular function: RNA binding. The record is from RefSeq and is a predicted model, not a curated record. Gene Ontology annotation, biological process: spermatogenesis.